UACGCGAUGACGUAGAGCCUUACGUUUCCGCGAGCCGAAAAUGGCGGAGUACCUGGCGUCCAUUUUCGGCACUGAGAAAGACAAAGUCAAUUGUUCCUUCUACUUCAAAAUUGGAGCUUGCAGACAUGGUGAUCGCUGCUCACGAUUGCACAACAAACCAACUUUCAGCCAGACGAUCUUGAUUCAGAACAUCUACCGUAAUCCCCAGAACAGUGCCCAGACAGCAGACGCAUCUCGCUGCGCUGUCAGCGAUGUGGAAAUGCAGGAGCACUACGACGAGUUCUUUGAGGAGGUGUUCACAGAAAUGGAGGAGAAAUAUGGAGAGGUGGAGGAAAUGAACGUCUGUGACAACCUUGGCGAUCACCUUGUGGGCAAUGUUUAUGUUAAGUUUCGUCGUGAGGAAGAUGCAGAGAAAGCUGUCAUGGACCUGAACAACCGGUGGUUUAAUGCGCAGCCCAUCCACGCAGAACUGUCCCCUGUCACUGACUUCAGGGAAGCCUGCUGUCGGCAGUAUGAAAUGGGGGAAUGCACUCGAGGUGGAUUCUGCAAUUUUAUGCAUCUGAAACCUAUUUCAAGGGAACUUAGGAGGGAGUUGUAUGGACGCCGAAGGAAAAGCAGGCACAGGUCUCGCUCUCGUUCUAGGGAGCGACGUUCCCGCUCCAGGGAUCGGCGGAGGGACCGUGAGAAGCGAAGGUCAAGGGAUCGGGAGCGCUCUGGAAGAUUCUAAAGGAAGCAAAACUGUCCAAAAUCUAGCCCAAUUAUCCAUAGCUGUACCAACAGUUAUUUUCUUUUUUGUGAAUUGUUAACUGUUUUCCUUUUAUUCCCUUUUUUAAAGAUGAGCUUGUGUCGCUUUCUCAAUAAAAACAGAUUUGUAACUCUG
Molecule: messenger RNA, 880 nt
Organism: Periophthalmus magnuspinnatus
Lineage: Eukaryota; Metazoa; Chordata; Actinopteri; Gobiiformes; Gobiidae
Product: splicing factor U2AF 35 kDa subunit-like
Exons: 8
Coding region: 41-727 (228 amino acids)
Biological process (GO): mRNA splicing, via spliceosome
Cellular component (GO): spliceosomal complex; U2AF complex
Molecular function (GO): pre-mRNA 3'-splice site binding; metal ion binding
Source: RefSeq, a predicted model, not a curated record